Linum tenue is the source of this 403-nucleotide messenger RNA. The record is from the annotation of a GenBank genome assembly. NCBI's taxonomy places the organism in Eukaryota, Viridiplantae, Streptophyta, Magnoliopsida, Malpighiales, Linaceae.
AUUAGAAUUAGGGAUUUUAGGAAGAAGAAAGGGGAGGGAUGGCUGCCGAUCGGCCAAGGGAGAGAGAAAGAGAGAGGGAAUUCGGCGCUGGAGAGAGAGAGAGAGAGAGAGAUUAGGUUUUGGGUUUUCUGUAGUUUAUUGCUUAAUGACAAAAUAACUCCCUACUGCAGAUUAUAUAAUCCGCAAAAUACCCAACUGCUACCCACAUAAUGAAAAUACCCCAAAUGAUUCCCCCAAUUAUCAAAAACCGACAAUAAUACGAAAUAAUGAAAAGCUGUAAAUUGUUUGUUUCUAACACCACUCUUCUUGGUUUUCACUUCCUUGAGCUUCCCUGCAGGAAAUGGUCCACGGAAUGAAACAAAUUUCUGCGUUAAGUCUUUCAGGUUCAGAACUUUCUGUUCAA